AUGACCCUUACUGAUUUCCUCAAGAAUGGUCCACCUCGGUUUAACGGAAACGCCAAUGCCCUGGAGGCUGAUCAGUGGUUUCGAGAAGUAGAGAGAUUUUUGCACACUCAGCACAUUCCUGAAGAAUUGGAGUUAAUGCAGCUGAAGCAAAAGGAUAUGUCCGUCGCUGACUAUACCCAUGAAUUCGACGACCUGUGCCGUUUCUCAAAAUCUUGUCAAAGAGAUCCAGCCGAUUAUGAGGAAUGGAAGUGUGCUCAGUAUGAGAAAGGACUAAGGAGAGAUAUCUUUAAUUACGUGUAUCCACAAAAGCUAACAAAUUUCACUGAGUUAGCUAAGAAGAGCCAGCUCGCAGAGGAUCACUACUUGAAGUGGACACUGCUACAGGAAGGCUUUGGUGAGAUUGCUCCAGAGGAGCCGCACAGGGCUGGACUGAGAAUGUGCUUUCGAUAUAGAGCACCAGGACACAUGUCUAGGGAUUGUCCGUGUGGAAGAGCUGCAAAUGCGGGUUGGCCAUGA
Messenger RNA from Arachis duranensis, 516 nucleotides. RefSeq lists its product as uncharacterized. The transcript is spliced from 2 exons. The coding region runs from base 1 to 516 and encodes 171 amino acids. Lineage: Eukaryota; Viridiplantae; Streptophyta; Magnoliopsida; Fabales; Fabaceae. The record is from RefSeq and is a predicted model, not a curated record.